GAAAGAAACCUUUGAUCACAGAGAAACUUUUCUGGUUAAAUAAACUUGGGGAAUGGGUACCAAAAACUGGUAUUUAAUCAGUCCCGGGGCUAAAUUAUGAAAGUAGGACAGUAGUAUCGAUAAGCUCUGACAUUAAUAUUUCUGCUGUCUGUGCUCUAGAAAUUAAGAAAACACACAUUCAUCCAACUCACACUGAAGAUGGCUGAUCCAUUUUGUCUGUCUUAUUUCUUCAGAUAUAUUAAACAGCUGAAAGAGGAGCAUAAACAUCGGGCCACAACAAUGGGCCACAAACUAGUGGACCUUUCCCAUUUUUUUAAUUGGGUCAAGGAGGCAGGCCCCGAUGGGCUGAGAGUGUCCAGGAAAGCCCUUAAACGGGCUAUUCUAAUAAUAAAAAUAUGCUCCAAAGAGGAGAUGAAGCACAAGCAGGCCUGGCAGCAGGAGGUGCAGAUGUCAAAAUCUGAAAACCUUUUGGAUCCGGCUGCCCAUGCAGAGUUUGUAAGGGCCGCUUCGGAGGUGCUUCCCAAAGUAUUGCAAAAACUACAUCAUGAUCAGAGGCAGCUGGACCUGUUCUGUGGUCUUCUCGGUGGGGUCAUGAUUGCCACCUCUGGCCACAGGCCAUGUGUAAUCAUGAACCUCACCGUAGAGGAAUUUCAUUCCUCCAAGGAAGGCAGGGAUGGCCAUGACAUUUUUGUCAAAAAACACAAAACGAGUGCAACAUUCGGCCAUGUGAUACUCUCCAUUACAAAGGGGAGGUGGGGUGUACAAGGGCCUCCUCAAGGCUUUCAUGGGUGUAUGGGAGCAUUUGGGCCUUCCAAAACAAGCGCCAACAUUUAUGGCUUUGAGGACUUCAAUGUCGACACAGUUAAACCUUACUCGUGGGUCAACAAUUCACACACUCCGGUUAAACCUUACUCCUGGGUCAACGAUUCACACACCCCGGUUAAACCUUACUCCUGGGUCAACGAUUCACACACUCCAGUUAAACCUUACUCCUGGGUCAACGAUUCACACACUCCAGGUAAACCUUACUCCUGGGGCAUCAAUUAA
Messenger RNA from Carassius carassius (crucian carp), 1047 nucleotides. RefSeq lists its product as uncharacterized. NCBI's taxonomy places the organism in Eukaryota, Metazoa, Chordata, Actinopteri, Cypriniformes, Cyprinidae. The record is from RefSeq and is a predicted model, not a curated record. The coding region runs from base 199 to 1047 and encodes 282 amino acids. The transcript is spliced from 6 exons.